Linum trigynum is the source of this 2462-nucleotide messenger RNA. The record is from the annotation of a GenBank genome assembly. Lineage: Eukaryota; Viridiplantae; Streptophyta; Magnoliopsida; Malpighiales; Linaceae.
CCCAUCUUCCCUAGCGAAGAGAGACGGAAGAUUUAUUCAAGAGAAGCGUAUUAUUGAGACAUCUGCCACCAAUUUACAGAGCUGGCUUUGCUCCCUUCCGCUUUCUUUCUUCUCUCUUUCCUUUCUCUCUUCAUUCUGUGGAUUGGAUUCUCUAGGGAUCAAAAGGGGUUUUUUGAUUUUUCCCUUUCUCUUUUCCAAUCUGAGUUUUUCUCUCUCGACCGUUUCGCCGUGCGGCUCGCUGUGGAGGGAGGUGGGGAGAAGCGGAGGGGAAUUUGGGGGGGAUAGGCAAGCCUUAGCUAGAAAUCUGCCUCCUGUGUUUGGAGAGAGGACGGAUAAAUUUGACAGUGGAGGGUGAAAGCAGCGGAGUCGAGGAGAGGGAAGGAGGAGCCAUAGAGCUGCUCGAUUCUAUUUGUUGUCGUGUUGGGAGUGGAAAGCUGAUUGCUUUGCUCUGAUUUGGUUUGUGGGUUCUGAUUCUGUUUGUUUUUGGGUGAGAAAGAGAGAAAAAAUGUGGUGGAUGAUGGGUGAGAAUGGCGGCCAUUACUGCUCGAAGAAGACAGAUGAUAUGUGUGGUGAUGUUUGCGGCCAGGAUUCUGGUCGGGUCAUGAGCAUGUCAAGAAUCAAGUGCAUUCUUCGCGGCGUGGAUUUGAAGACGUUGUUGUUCCUCUUCAUUCUGGUGCCUACUUGUGUAUAUGGGAUUUAUUUACAUGGGCAGAAGAUCUCGUACUUCUUGCGGCCACUAUGGGAAUCACCACCAAAAGGCUUCAAUGAAAUUCCGCAUUACUACAAUGAGAAUGUGACAAUGGAGAACCUGUGCAAGCUCCAUGGCUGGCAGAUUCGGGAGUUUCCAAGGCGUGUCUAUGAUGCAGUUUUGUUUAGUAAUGAGAUGGACAUCUUAACACUUCGGUGGAAGGAAUUGUACCCCUACAUAACUCAGUUCAUUCUUCUGGAGUCUAAUUCUACAUUCACUGGGACCGAGAAACUGCUCUAUUUCGCCAACCAUCGGGACCAGUUCAAAUUUAUCGAGCCAAGGUUGACCUAUGGAAAUAUUGGUGGCAGGUUCAAGAAGGGAGAGAAUCCCUUCAUCGAGGAAGCAUAUCAGCGAGUCGCAUUGGACCAACUUAUUAAAGUUGCAGGCAUCUCAGAUGAUGAUUUGUUGAUAAUGUCGGAUGUUGAUGAGAUUCCGAGCAAGCAUACUAUCAAUCUCUUGAGAUGGUGUGAUGACAUACCUCAAGUCCUUCACCUCCGGCUGAGAAACUAUCUAUAUUCAUUCGAGUUUCUUGUGGAUAACAACAGCUGGAGAGCUUCUGUCCACAGGUAUAAGAUGGGGAAGACCAGGUAUGCACACUAUCGCCAGUCAGAUGACAUAUUGGCUGAAGCAGGGUGGCAUUGCAGUUUUUGUUUCCGACGUGUGAGUGAGUUCAUCUUCAAGAUGAAGGCUUACAGUCAUUUUGAUAGAGUGAGGUUCAAACGUUAUUUGGACCCUGAAAGAAUCCAAAAGGUGAUAUGCAAAGGUGCAGACUUAUUCGAUAUGCUUCCCGAGGAGUAUACCUUCAAGGAAAUCAUUGGGAAAAUGGGUCCUGUCCCUCAUUCUUAUUCUGCAGUUCACCUUCCUUCUUACCUUUUGGAGAAUGCUGAUGACUAUAAGUUUCUCUUGCCCGGUCAUUGCAUAAGAGAAAGUGGGUGAUUCUGGGUUAUGACCUAUGACUAUCCCUACAUUUUGUUGUUGUAAAGGUGAGUUGGAUGUCGAGGAAUCCAACUCAAAUUGUUUGAGGACUCUGAUGGAUUUGUCGCUAUUACAGCCAUGCUGCAAUCUAGAUGUCCCCAACUUGAGGUAUUUGGAUUGCUUGCGGCAGAUUCUUGGAGGAUCAAUCAUUAUGUAUAUAGCCUUUCUUUCGAGCCUGAGCUUGAUGAUGACAGGAGGUGGUGAGUGGAGUUUGACCAUGGCACAAGAAACUUGCUGCGAUACGAACAAUCUGCUAGUUGUUGUUUACAACACCCUUGUGCUUCUAUAGUUCUUAGAACGGAUAUGAACAAGGAUUUUCCUGAGAAAACAAUUAAUUGUGAGGGUUUAAGCUCGAUGAUGUCCCUUCAUGGAGGGGGAAAUUUUGUGUUGGAGACAUUUAUUUGAUGAUGUGUCAUUAACUCCUUGAUUCAUGAAUAUAUCCGAAAUUCUGUUUAGAUCUGUAAUUUCAUACAUGCUUCCAUGGUCUUCUAAUUACUUGCUGGCCAAGCAAGCAGCUGUGAAAUUUCACCUUUUCUUUUUUGAGAAGGUCAAACAUCAAUGAACUGGACAUGGUGGCAAGACAUGCUUCUUGCUAAGAUUCCACCUCUGCAAGACGUUCGUCUUGUUCCAGGAGGAAAGCUUGCAACUUUUUGCUUCUGCCUUGUUGUAUGGAGUUUUUAGGGCAAGACGGACAGUCUGUAAGAUUCCAAGCGGCCCCCAAUAUAAUAAAUAAUUCCGG